AUGAAUUUCUCUCCCAAUAAGAAUAUGCCUGCUGGUUCGGGUGGUAAUGGGCAGGAUAGGGUGCUACAUAGGACAAGUUCGUCAGCGGGUAAGAAUGCAAUGAAAGGUGUGUUUAGUCAGCCGCAUUUAAGUGGUGCGAACUCUUCUACGCAUAUGUACAUACAUGACUCUGCAGUGAGGCCCAAGCUUACAGCAAAGUACUCGUAUGGCUCCACUUAUGCAGUGGGAUCACAAUGGUAUGAUUUCAGUAGCUCUAACCGGGGACCGUCUAAUUCUUAUGGGUCAUCUUACGAAGACAAAUUUAUUAUGGGGAAUGCUAAUAGGCGGAGGACAGGAACUCCAUAUCAAGGUAAUCAGUUUCACGGAACACAUAACCAUGCUCAUAGUCACUCACAAUAUUCAAGUAGUCCACACAUCUCUUCAAGCAGAAGCAAGAGCUCACAGAAAAGUGACGCCAAGAAGUCAACUAUAAAGUUUCAUCAUAGGACGAAUAAUGAGAUAUCAAGCAUAGAUAAAGUCAACGACCCAUCUAUGCAAGGGUUGAUAUGUGCUGGUAAGACACACUUGGGGUAUUACAAGUUCUCUACUGUUGAUAAUUCCAUGACUUGUGUGCACGACUUCAUCACCUCAAAUAAUAGGAACACACCAAAGGGUAACUCAUGGAUAUUACCAAAUCUCUCAAAAAGGACCAAAGGUGCCAAGAUCAGUAACAUUGCAGAUGUGAAAUGUGGAUUUCAUAAUUAUAGCAACGUGAUUGCCAUUUGCAACAACUCAACAGACAUCUCAUUGUAUGAUCUCAAUAGGACAACACCAGCAGAAGAUCCAAUGAUACAAAUACUAUCCGGACAUACAAGAGCUAUAAAUAGUUUUGACUUUAAUAUGUCACAGACAAAUUUAAUAAUUAGUGGAGGACAAGACGGUUGUGUUAAAGUGUGGGAUAUAAGAAGUGAUUCCAUGAAAAGACAAGGAAGAAGUGAUUUAAAUAUCAAGACAGCUAAUGACUCCAUAAGAGAUGUAAAAUGGAUGCCAUCUCAUAAUUUUGCUUCACUACCUAGUUCUGCAGAUGGAAAAAGCCUAAAUAUCAGUAGUCCAGGGUAUACAUUUGCAUCAAUACAUGAUACGGGUGUAUUACUGAAAUACGAUCUUAGACAAACUACACAGGUGGAUAAAAAAAUCAACGCACAUAGCGGGCCUGGCCUUUGCCUCAACUGGCAUCCUCAUCAGGACUAUAUAGCAACUGGUGGUCGUGAUGGUAAGUGCUCUUUAUGGUACGUUGGUGAUCGGCGAUCCACCGAUCAAAGCCCUUAUUCGACUACUUUCCUUUCAUCUAAUGCUACAACCAACACUAGCAGCAUUGGUAUAGGGUAUCCAGGUAAUCCAGUUGCCUCGACAUUUAUUCCCGAGACAACUAUAAAUACAGGUUCUCCAAUAACGAAACUAAAAUUCAGACCAAAUUACGAUAAAAUUGCAUUGAACUCGUUGAUUGCACUUUCCUCAAUGGGUGAUGAAGCUGAAGUGAAUAUAUAUUCUCUCGCUAGAAAAUACAUUCCAAAACAUCUAUUAACAACCGGUAAACCUUCACUAGGUUUGGUAUGGUGGAAUUCAAAUUUAAUAUUCAAUGUUGAUAGUGCAGGAUACAUCAACGGUUGGGAUAUCACAAAUGAACCCACUGUACUAGAUGAACUCCCUAAGAAUAUCGUAAGAUGGAGAGAUGUUGAUGGAAGUGGUCUCUUAUUUUUGAACCAAGAUACUGGUUCUUAUGAAGUUUCUGACCAAGACGAGCUAAUUGAUUUACACACUUUCCAAAAGCAAUCAUCAUCAACUGUAAAGGGAGAUACAGCUACCCCAGGGAUUGGACUUAUGGCUAAUAUAAAGCGUGGUUUAAGUCACAACAAUGUUAGCCAUUUUCCGACAGAGAGACCUAUUCCAAAACGUUCUGCUUUCUCAAAUAUUUCCAAGGUACCAAUUUCUUCGUCAACUCAAUCAUCGGUUAAUAAGUCAUCAACAUCAUUAUCCACCUUGGCUACUCAAGAUGAACUGCUGGAAAAUAAAUUCUUAAAGUCUCCUUUAGUAAUACCAUUUGAAUUGCCAGAGGCUUAUCAGUAUAGUAGAGAGUCUAAAAUAAUGGAACUGAAUAAGAGAAGCUAUAUACCAAAAGUCUCAUCUGUUAGAGGAUCGAACAUUGAAGUUUUCAAAUUCUUAGCAAGAGAGUUGGAAUUCUCUUUCAGACAGGACAAGAAUAAUGAAGAUGAUGCUGAAUUAAGUAGGCAGCAAAGUGUUAAUGAAGAGAAUAUAAGGUCAGAUCUCAUGAAAAGAUUUGAUAUCUCAGAAAAUGCGACAUGGGCAAAUAUAGUAAAGGAUAAAUCGAACAAGACCAGAGAAAGAGCUAACUCAAUUUCUAUUAAACAAUCACCAAUUGUUCUAUCUGAUGAAAGCGAAAUAAAAUCACCAACAAUUCAAAAACUGGAAUCCGGUGAUAAUAAUGUUAAAUAUGAAUCGAAUAUUACAAAGGAAAUCCAACAGGAGAAAACCAAGAAUUUUAAUCCAGAAUACCGAAUCAAUCUACUUUUAGAACUCGUCGAAUCCAGUAACCACAAUGCCUCAGUGUACUCCAUCAUAGAUGACUUACCGAACUUCAAGAUAUGGAUGCUUAUCCGUGAUUCUCUUCUAUGGGAUAUAAAAAUGUAUUCUUCUUUUAGUGAAAAUGAAACACCGGAAGAGUUAACUGGAGGGCAAUUAGAAUACCCACUAACUAAUACCAGAAAGCAAUCAUUGGUAUCUGACCUCAGCAGACUCGGCACUAGUGAACUAAGUUCUGAUUAUGCCGAGCAUCCACAUGCUUAUCAUGGAAAAUCAGACUACUCUAGUGACGCUUCUGAAGGUAUAAAAUCGCCUGUCUCGAAGCUAGGUGAACAACUCAAAGGUGAAGAAUCUAACAAGUUUGUAUUAGGACGUAGGCUUUCAAGCAUGAGUCCUAAAAGAUCACCUGAUAUACCAAAGUUAGCUGCUGCAUUAAAGAUUCAUAGGCAACGCAAUGAGAAUAACCGAGAAAGCGAGAUUGAGUCCAGCGCAAUUGAGGAAGAGGAGGAAGAUGAGGAGGAAGAUGAUGACAAGUUUAAUGACGAUGAGGAUUUCAAAGGCCCUGCUACGACCAAGGACAAUACUAUCCACAGCAUACCGAUCCUCAAUAAGAGAGAAGCCAGGACUUCAUUUAUUGACACUUUUAUGACUAAUGAAAACUCACCAGAUGCGUUCCAUAAUGUUCCAUACCUAAAUAAAAAUCAAUCACCAGGGUAUGGUUACUCUAGUCCUAAGAAUAAGAAUGGUCCGUCACACAGUUUUGCCAACACACCCUCAAAGCUAGCGUUCUUGAAGAAAUUAUCGCCACGGACCAUGUCCUCGCAUUCGGUUACGCGUGCUCCAUCAUCGGACUGGCAUGUGGAGCACGAUCCUACGUUACAGGUCCCGCCACCUGAGAAGAAAGGUGCCCCAGACAACUUACCGCCCUGGAACACGACUAAGCUCUUGCGCCAAAUUCAUGCGAACGCCUUAGAGAUGGGCAACGUGAUACUCGCGGUCAACGUACUGAUCUUGUUCCAAGACGUCUACAACAUCGCCCCGAUAAGCAUCGUGAAGGAGAGUGUUGUGCAUUUCGUGCGCCUACUGCACCAGUACGAACUGUUCGAGAUCGCCGCCGCGAUACUCAAGUACUGUCCCUGGGACGACCUCCUGGGUCCCGAGGGCGACCAGUCCACCGUGGAGAUAUUCUGCGAGCGCUGCGGCGAGCUGAUCACCAACGAACAGGGCAAAGACCUCCCACACGGAUACUGGUACUGCCAGGCCUGCAGCAGAACGAACACCUUGUGCGUGGUGUGCAACACCCCACUGCGCAAACUCACUAUGGCCGCACUCAAGUGCGGCCACGAGGGCCACUUCGAGUGCUUCACCCAGUGGUUCAUCACAGAAGGCAUGUCAGAAUGCCCAGCAGGCUGCACCGCAGCACUCCUAUAG
This is a messenger RNA of Nakaseomyces glabratus, 4011 nucleotides long. RefSeq names its product Rtc1p (gene RTC1). The record is from RefSeq and is a predicted model, not a curated record. NCBI's taxonomy places the organism in Eukaryota, Fungi, Ascomycota, Saccharomycetes, Saccharomycetales, Saccharomycetaceae. Gene Ontology annotation, biological process: positive regulation of TORC1 signaling; positive regulation of macroautophagy. Gene Ontology annotation, molecular function: protein binding. Gene Ontology annotation, cellular component: cytosol; vacuolar membrane; GATOR2 complex.